CGUCCUCUGUCUCUCUCUCUCUCCAUCUCCAUUUGACCAAUCAAUCACUAGCCGUUUCUUACGCUAAUCAUAUCCACUCCUUGGUUCAAGCAAAAUCUCUCCCAAUUUUUUUAUUCCCACACUACCGCAAACUGGCAUUUUCUCUGUCGGGAUCUCCCUCACGGCAGAGUUUCAUCGCUAAAUUGAAACCCUAGGUUGCUGAAAUGAAUCACUAUCACAUCUAUGAGGCCAUUGGCCACGGCAAGUGCUCGACUGUUUAUAAAGGGAGGAAGAAGAAGACUAUCGAGUAUUUCGCUAUUAAGAGCGUCGAUAAAUCGCAGAAGAGCAAGGUUCUUCAAGAAGUGCGGAUACUUCACUCUCUAGAUCAUCCAGACGUUUUAAAAUUCUAUUCCUGGUAUGAAACAUCUGUUCAUUUGUGGUUAGUUCUGGAAUACUGCGUUGGAGGUGAUUUAAUGACCUUACUACGGCAGGAUAAUCAGCUACCUGAAGAUUCUAUUCAUGAUCUUGCUCUAGGCCUUGUCAAAGCUUUGCAGUUUUUACAUUCAAAGGGAAUCAUUUACUGUGACUUGAAACCAUCGAACAUCCUAUUGGACGAGAAUGGACAUACAAAGCUAUGUGAUUUUGGGUUGGCAAGGAAAUUGAGUGAGAUAUCUAAAACUCCUUCUUCCAUGUUGCCUCAAGCAAAACGUGGAACACCCUGUUACAUGGCUCCUGAGCUCUUUGAGGAUGGAGGAGUCCAUUCUUAUGCAUCUGAUCUGUGGGCCCUAGGUUGUGUACUAUAUGAGUGCUAUGCAGGUCGGCCUCCCUUUAUGGCAAGGGAGUUCACUCAUCUAGUAAGAUCCAUCCUUUCAGAGUCAACGCCACCUCUUCCGGGUACUCCAAGCCGUCCUUUUGCCAAUUUGGUCAAUUCUCUACUAGUAAAAGAUCCAGCUCAAAGAAUGCAGUGGCCUGAUGUGUGUGGACAUGUUUUUUGGAGAACUAAAUUGACUGUAGUGCCUUUACCUCCUCAGCCUGCUUUUGAUAAUAUGAUAGAAUCAUACAUUAAACCAUGCCUCUCAGAACGUAACGGUGAUAGAUCUUUACAAAGCAAGACUCCUCCUAAAUCACGUGAAAAAGAUGCAAAAGGUGGUAUGAAACAGGAUGAGAAUUCUAUAUUGGGAUCAACUCCAGUCAGGGGUACACCAAGUGGCCGGAAGACACAAACUAAGGCAUCUGGCAGAGUAGUCGAGGAGAAACAGAAAGAUGCUUCCAGUGCUACUAGGCGUGUCAAUCUCUUACGCUUGUCAAGAAUAGCAAAAACAAACUUAAAGAGGGAGAAUGAGAAAGAAAACUAUAGAAGGCCCUUGCCUAAUGGCUCUGAGAAUGAUUCUGAAGUCAAAAUUGAGGACACUAAUAUGGAACUUGAUUUUAAUGAAAAUGCUGAAGAUGAGUCACAAGAUGAAGCAGAUGGGUCUGAUAAUCCUCCUUGUACAACUGAGGACCAAUCACCUAUUCAAACUCCACAUCAUGAGAAACUGGAAGAGAGUGGCCGCAACUUACAUCAUUUAGACACACCACCUGUAUAUAAUAUGCCUGCCUCAGAUGAAUCAAGGAAACCUGAUCGUCAGUCAUCUUCAGAGCAUGUUGAAGUGGCUGCUACUCCACCCAGUGUCAGCCCUCAACUCAAAAUUCAGAGAAUUAAAGAAGGUUCAGUGCCUGCCCAUGAUUCUGAUUCUUCAAGAUCAUCUAACAUCCUUUCACAGGUACUUUGGCAUCCAUCAGAUCUUUCAGUCCGGCCUGUAAUGCCCAGCAGAAAAGCUGAUAAAGUAUCAGAAGUAUUUCCUUCACUUCCAUUUGAGGCCCUGCAAGCAUCUGAUUUUGUGAAGAUGUCAAAGGAGCAGCUGGAUGCUCUUAACAAUAGGAUUCUAGCCAUUCUUAAUGGAAACGCUAGUGUUGGGGAGAAGCAGAAUGUGAUUAGAUACCUUGAAAUGUUGAGCAAUAAUGCCGAUGCAGCCAAUAUCUUGACCAAUGGGCCAAUCAUGCUCUUGCUUGUUAAAAUGCUUCGGCUGUCUAAGACAUCCGCUUUGCGAGUGCAGCUAGCUUCGCUUAUUGGCUUGCUCAUUCGGCAUUCUACUUUUAUUGAAGAUGAUUUGGCAAAUUCUGGAAUUUUAGGCUCACUAACUGAUGGCCUUAGGGACAAGCAAGAAAAAGUGAGGAGGUUUUCGAUGGCUGCUUUGGGUGAGUUGCUUUUCUAUAUUUCAACACAGAAUGAACAUGCCAGAGAUAGCAAUCCACCAGAAUCUCCAUCAAAGGAUAGCCGGGCAGCAUCUGGCUGGCAGGUUCCAAAUUCGUUGAUUUCAUUGGUGUCUUCAGUUUUACGUAAAGGGGAAGAUGAUAUGACUCAACUUUAUGCAUUGAGGACAAUUGAAAACAUCUGCAGUCAAGGUGGACACUGGGUUGCUCGUUUCAUUACCCAGGAUGUCAUUACCAACCUGUGUUAUAUAUACAGAGCUGCAGGGAAACAGGAAAGCAUGAGGCUAACUGCAGGAUCAUGUUUAGUUCGCCUUGUGCGCUUCAAUCCUCCUAGCAUUCAGCCAGUUAUGGAGAAACUUUCUUUCAAGGACAUAGCAUCUGUCCUUGUUAAGGGUAGUCCACGUGAGCAGCAAAUCAGUUUAAAUCUUCUAAACAUGGCCAUGCUUGGAAGCCAUAUGUUUACCAAUCUUGGACGACACCUUCUAUCCUUGGUGGAGGAUAAGAAUCUGGUCCCUAGUCUUGUGUCUCUAAUCGAACAGGGAAGUGAAGUUCUAAGGGGAAAAGCACUUCUUUUUGUUUCUCUCCUUUGUAAGAAUGGAAAAAGGUGGCUGCUGCACUUUUUUUGCAAUGCUAGGUUACUUUCGUCAGUGGAUAGAUUGGCAAAAGAGAAGGACAGUUUUGUGCAGCAAUGUCUGGAUUCAUUUGUACAUGUUGUGACAUCUAUUAUACCAGGUCUACUAGAUACUAUAACUGGAGAUAUUCAACAAAUGAUGGGAGGAAGGCGCCAUGGGCAGAUCUCUUCCCUCACCAGCCGAGCUGCGCCAAAAACCAGUGUUCAUUUGUUUCCAGUUGUUCUUCAUCUUCUUGGGAGCUCAUCAUUUAAGAAUAGGGUGGUGAGCCCUCUGGUCCUGCAGCAGCUGGCAAAUCUUAUUAGAGUUGUGGAGACACCAUUUCAGGGGAGAGAUGACUUUCAAAUAACUCUUUUACGAAUUCUGGAGUCUAUUGCGGAGGAGUCCUCGUCAAUUCUUGGGAGCCCUGACGUUUUUACCCGUGAAAUUCUUCCUAGUCUGGCUGUUCUAUAUAAGGGUAAUAAGGAUGGUGAUGCCAGAUUUUUGUGCCUGAAAAUUUUAUUUGACGUGAUGAUCAUUUUUCUGAGUGAACCUUUUGAGGAUCAGCAGAGAUUGAAAGACUUGAAGUCCAUAUCCAAUUCUCAUUUCCUUCCUCUGUACCCUACCUUCAUUGAAGAUGAAGAUCCCAUACCCAUGUAUGCACAGAAGCUUCUUGUGAUGCUCAUAGAGUUUGAUUAUAUUAAAAUUUCAGACAUUCUACAUCUGAAGACAGUUUCACAAUGUUUCGAGUUUUUGCUCGGUGAUCUAUCAAGUGCAAAUGUAAACAGUGUUAAAUUGUGCCUGGCUCUGGCAUCUGCUCCUGAAAUGGAAUCCAAGUUACUUUCUCAAUUGAAAGUAGUUAGGAGGAUUGGAAACCUUUUGGAGUUUGUAUAUGCAAAGGGUAUGGAAGAUUUUCUUGAACCAACUCUUGGCCUGUGUAGAGCUUUUCUUCUGCGUUCAGUAGGCUGUAGAAAAGGCGUCAUCAACAAAGAACCAGCACUCUUAGGUGAUUGCCCUUCUGAGUUUAGCAGUGCAAUUGAUCAACAGCAAUGUAUAAGAGACAUAAUGGAUUUUGGUGGAAAUGUCGGUGUCUUGCUGGACCUAAGUGGAUCGCAUGAACCAAAUAUUGCCGAUGUGGCAUCUGAAUGUGUUGUAUUGCUACUCAAGUCAGCUCCAAGAGAAGCCACCACAGGAUUUCUUACUAAUCUUCCAAAGGUUACUGUGAUCCUUGAGUCUUGGCGCAGGAACAACUCUCAAUUCAUUUUGCAGCGGAUGCUGCAUGCUCUUGGUUAUUCUUGUAGUCAAUAUUUGUCACACGCAAUGAUUCUAUCCAUAUCUAUUCCGGAAAUCUCAAGGAUUGAAGCCAUUAUUGCUGAGCUGAAAACUUCAGGUAUACCUGCUUUAACAAAUGCUGCCUUGCUUGCAGCCUCUGAGUUGCAGCGGCUGCCUCGAUGCAUUUGAAGUCCUGGAAACGGCAUGUGAGUUGCUCUUCCAUCUUGUUUUCAGCAAUCGCCUCUCGGGUAAUUUAUUGCCUUAAGUUGCAAGUGCUCUUAGAAUUCAUUCAUCGGCUUUUCACUAGGACAUAAAAAGCUAUUUUCGUGAAAUCUUGAGGGGGAGGUCAAUGAUAAAUGAAAUGUGAGGCUUGUCCUUGUAUAAUCUACGUAUACUUUUGUAUCAUCUAUACACUUGUUCAAUGAGUUCUUUUUCCUGAAAAUUUGCUCAUAAGCAAAUUAGAUCACCUUCUAUGCAA
Pistacia vera is the source of this 4590-nucleotide messenger RNA. RefSeq names its product serine/threonine-protein kinase RUNKEL-like. The transcript has 10 exons. The record is from RefSeq and is a predicted model, not a curated record. Gene Ontology annotation, biological process: phragmoplast assembly; protein phosphorylation; cytokinesis by cell plate formation. Gene Ontology annotation, molecular function: ATP binding; microtubule binding; protein kinase activity. Bases 204 to 4301 code for a protein of 1365 amino acids. NCBI's taxonomy places the organism in Eukaryota, Viridiplantae, Streptophyta, Magnoliopsida, Sapindales, Anacardiaceae.